This is a messenger RNA of Cannabis sativa, 1816 nucleotides long. Its product is annotated as probable aspartyl protease At4g16563. The record is from RefSeq and is a predicted model, not a curated record. NCBI's taxonomy places the organism in Eukaryota, Viridiplantae, Streptophyta, Magnoliopsida, Rosales, Cannabaceae. The transcript has a single exon. Bases 31 to 1623 code for a protein of 530 amino acids. Gene Ontology annotation, molecular function: aspartic-type endopeptidase activity. Gene Ontology annotation, biological process: proteolysis. Gene Ontology annotation, cellular component: extracellular region.
AAAAACAGAAACACUCUCUUCACCAGAAUCAUGGAUUAUGUUUUUCUCAUUCUGAUCAUCAGCGUGUUUCUGAAUGUGGAUUCAGCCGUAGCCAGAAAGCAAUUGCAGAGUUCAUCAGCCAACUCUUUUGUCCUUGGAAUUAAGCACUCAAGGAUGACUCUCUUAACUCCAAAACGAGCUGUCUCAUCAGUUCAAUCAACAACAGGUAGCAGUAGUGCAAGUACUCAUGAAUCAGAACCCUUUGUCAUGGUGGAGCCAUUAAGGGCAGUCCGAGAUGGGUACCUAAUACCUCUUUAUUUAGGUACACCCCCACAACUCAUUCAUGUGUACAUGGAUACCGGGAGUGAUCUCACUUGGGUUCCAUGCGGGAACAAUCUCUCUUUUUUCCAUUGCUUGGAUUGUGAUGAUGAUGGGAUCAACAAGAAGUACUACUUGACAACUGCUUUCUCUCCAUUCCAUUCUUCUUCCACAGCUAGAGAGCCUUGUAGUAGCUCCUUUUGUAUUGACAUUCAUAGCUCAGAUAACUACAUUGACCCUUGUACCAUGGCGGGUUGUUUGUUGAGUACUCUCAUAAAAUCCUCAUCAUCAUGUGGGUCAUGUCCUUCUUUUGCUUACACUUAUGGCGCAGGUGGAGUUGUCACAGGGAUGCUUACUAGAGAUACCCUUAGGGUUCAUGAAAAUAUUAAUGAUGUUACUAUUAGCAUUAAUAUUAAUAAUAAUGGUACUAUUAUUAGUAAUCCAACUAGGGAAAUACCAAACUUUUCAUUUGGGUGUGUGUGGUCCACUUAUAAAGAGCCUGUUGGGAUUGCAGGGUUUGGUAGGGGAACUCUUUCACUUCCAUCCCAAUUAGGUUUUCUUCAAAAGGGUUUUUCUCACUGUUUCUUGCCCUUCAAAUUUGCAAACAACCCUAAUAUUUCAAGCCCACUAGUUAUAGGAAACUUAGCUAGUAUUUCUUCUGAUCAAGAUGAAAACUUGCAGUUUACCCCAAUGUUAAUGAGUUCAAUGUACCCUAACUCUUACUAUAUAGGUCUAGAAGCCAUUACCAUAGGAAACUCUAGCUCAAGUAGUGAAGUGCCUUUGAGUUUGAGAGAAUUUGACUCAAGAGGAAAUGGUGGCAUGUUGAUAGACUCAGGCACAACAUAUACACAUUUUCCUGAGCCUAUCUACUCUCAACUUCUUUCCACACUUAGCUCAGUGAUAUCUUCUUAUCCUAGAGCUGAGGAUAUGGAAAUGAAGACCGGAUUCGAUUUGUGCUAUAGAAUUCCAUAUACUAAUCCUCAUAAUAAUGAUAACACCAGCAACAGUAACACUAUUGAUACUACCAGAGAAGAUUUUGAUAUUCUUCCAUCAAUUACAUUCCAUUUUUUAAACAAUGUGAGCAUUGUUUUGUCUGAAGGAACCCAUUUCUACGCCAUGGGACCGCCGAGGAACGCCACUGUGACUAAGUGCUUAUUGUUUCAAAGGAUGGAAGAUGGCGAAAAUGGGCCGGCUGGCGUGUUUGGAAGCUUCCAACAACAGAAUAUGAAGGUUGUGUAUGAUUUAGAGAAAGAGAGAAUUGGGUUUCAGCCUAUGGAUUGUGCUUCUUCUGCAGUAUCUCAUGGACUUCACAUUUUGAAACCCUAAUAUAUAGGCUAAUUAAUAAUGCAUGGUAGCUUAUCUUUGGUAGUGCAGUCUUGGACAACACAAUUUUGUUGUUGUUUUUUAAUCAAAAUCUCAUAACUCAAGAAAAUAAUGAGGUUUUUAUGUUUUGUUAUUUUUGUUUUGUUGUGGUUUUCAAUUCUAAAAAUGAUGAAAAUUACGAGUAUGGUGCAUGAUC